GCUAAGUAUGAUUCUCGGACUGGUUGGAGCGUGUAUGUUGCUGGGCGCCCAAGCGCUGGAACCCAAAUGCGUCAAUUACAACACAAACAGGUUCGAAUAUGAGCACAACGUGAUUGAGAAGCUAAUCUACUUGGAACAAUUCAAAUCAGAAAACGCUAAGAAAAUGCAAGUUCUGGAGCAACAAGUACAAGGCUGUAUUACCAACUCACAUCAGACGUCAGCGACGUACGUUCACUGGGGUAAGAAAACAUGUCCCAAUGUCACAGGCACUACACAGGUGUAUACAGGGCAGGCAGCCGGGGGACACAGUUCUCACGCUGGCUCUGGUGAAUACAUUUGCUUGCCAAGCGACCCAGAGUAUGACCAAUACAAUAGUGUGGCCGAUACGUCCAGGUCUUUGAUGUAUGGCGCUGAGUACGAAAUACACUCAAAUCCUCCAGCGUUCAACAAUCUCAAUCAGAACGACGUAGCGUGCUCCGUGUGCCUUGCUGGCGGAAAAUCAACUUUGAUGAUACCUGGCCGCACAUCUUGCUACAGCGGAUGGACCAAGGAGUAUCAGGGAUACCUGAUGGGAGAGCAUUAUACACAUCAAGGCAAAGGGUAUGUAUGCAUGGACAAAAAUGCCGAGCCAUUGCACUCAAGCUUUGCGGACCUAAAUGGAGCCUUGUUUUACCUGGUUGAAGGUCGAUGCGGCACUCUUAAAUGCCCUCCGUACGUAGAAGGAAGAGAAAUUGCGUGCGUCGUCUGUUCGAUCCGCACAUAAACAUGUUACAACACACAAGCUUAAUGGAUUUUUGAAGUCUGUAAAAUAAGUUUAAUUAAAAUAAGUUCAAAUUAUUUGUCAGAUUGCUACUUUAAUAUUACAUAUAUAGUCGCAUAUAACGUGUUAUUAUUAGUCAAUUUAUUAAACGCUCGAGGCCGUUGCAUAUGUAUUAAAGAUAUGUAUUGCUAUUUUAACACGCUGCUAUGGUAUAACCAGUGCGGCAGGCUCACAUUAAGGUACACGAAAUACAUGUUUGCUCGAUGUUAAAUAAAUCUUAAAAAGUAUAAUACACAUAUCCUAAUUAGAACGUGGUGUUGAUUUCUUCCAUAUUGAAUAAGUUGUUCCGUUGAUUUCAUUUUCAGUUAUAAACUUAAAUAUUUUCUUGUCGUUACAUUCUUAAAACGCCACUUAUACGAGAACAUGUUUUUCUAAGAAAAGUUAUAAGCCAAGUUACCUUUUAAUGUUUUCUUUUGAUUUGGCCAACUUUGCAAUUACACGGAGAGACUCUUGUUAGCCUAUUCCAAUCAAAUUGGUAUCGAUAUCUGUAUAUUCGUGCCCCUUUUCAUAUUGUGAGAUAAAUUGUACCAAGCAAUCACUUUCGAUAACAAUGGUUUUGUAAAAAAUAUAAUAAGCUAAUGAUUUGCAGAUUAUAACGUGACAUGGAUGCUCUAUAUAUCUAUGUACCUUUUUAUUUAGUCAGACAUAUUGCAAUAGUCGCAAGAUUUAUUUAUAAUGUGUAUCCUCAAAUUAUGUCUAUUAAAAAUCCCUUGAUUAAUACAUUAAAUAUAAUGUUCUAUCUUUAUAUGAUGCUUAAGUCGAUAUAAUACAAUGAUAUCAAUCAGGCGAUUUCGUUUUAUCAUUAUUUUGAAUAAUAUUAUUAGUCAAAUAGUUCCUGCUUAAUAUACUGAACGCUUUGUUUACGCGGAAACCGAAUAAAUGAUUACAUAAAAAACUUA
Molecule: messenger RNA, 1719 nt
Organism: Dreissena polymorpha
Lineage: Eukaryota; Metazoa; Mollusca; Bivalvia; Myida; Dreissenidae
Product: short-chain collagen C4-like
Exons: 2
Coding region: 8-763 (251 amino acids)
Source: RefSeq, a predicted model, not a curated record